This is a messenger RNA of Fusarium graminearum PH-1, 1217 nucleotides long. RefSeq lists its product as uncharacterized. The transcript has a single exon. The record is from RefSeq and is a predicted model, not a curated record. NCBI's taxonomy places the organism in Eukaryota, Fungi, Ascomycota, Sordariomycetes, Hypocreales, Nectriaceae. Bases 302 to 940 code for a protein of 212 amino acids.
CUUCAUUCUCCACCAACAACAAACUUUAAACACGCAUCAGUCUUGUCAUCAUACCACUCAACGCCUCAAAGAUCGACGCUACUACAAGAUCAACAUCAUCACUGUCACAUUUAUUGGAUAACCCCAAUUCGAACCAACAACAGCUUACUAGUCAUUCAUCAGUCUAGCAGCUCUUCGCAAACUUGAUUUAAGAUCUCUUCAGCGCCAACAUCAAAUACCUACCUACUCUCCAUCAAUAUCUACUCUUAUAUCACCAACCUACAAACCACUUCUACCACUUCAAUACCAAAAAUCAAUCAACAUGGCUGCUGCAGUCCAACAACAACAACAACAAGAACCUCACAAGACAGGCUUCCUCGACCUUCCAGUCGAGAUCCGUCUAGAAAUCUACGACCAACUUCUCAUCACAGCCCCCUACACAAGAUGUGGCCGCCCCUGUCCUGAGCAAAAAGUCCACGCCUCUCUCCUCCGCACCAACCACCAGAUCCACGACGAGGCCGUAGAUCUUCUCUACGGGCACAACACAUUCCUCUCUCACCCAACACUUCUCACAUCCUUCCCCCGUCUUCGAAACUGGUACGGCCCCAUCAAGGAGUCCUCCAUCAUCCCCAGCAUCCGCCGCUUCCACACCCAAGUCCGCCUUGACGUUGAUCUCCCCUACGAUGCAGACGCCGUGACAAAAGCCUACAGCGGCCUCGACGAGCUGACUAUCGACGUCGUUCAGUCCAUGUUUCUCGGUGUCGGAUACCGCAAUCUACGCAUGUUUGAGGGUGUCAGGGGUGUCAAAAAGGUCACAAUCACCGGCAGCACCACUGGCUUCGAGGACUACGUCGAGUGGCUCAAGGUGGCCAUGAUGACUGCACCUGGCGACAAGGUUCCUGAAUUUGUACCUCAACAACAAGCGGGCUGGAUUCAGCGCUUAGCCACUGUGCACUAUUAAGCCGCCUCCAAAGUUUUCUUUUCUUUUCUCAUGUCUAUCCUUAUCUCAUUCGUUGAGAGUUCGCUUCAGCUUUUUUGGAUUUCAUGUAUUUGGAGCGACGGGUGUGUAAAAGAACUAACGAAUGUGAUGAAAUCGUUUCAAUUAUCAGACUAUGGAGUUUUGGGUCACCUGGCAUUGGAGUAAAAGGGAAUCGAUUAGAACCUCCCAAGCACGCUCUGAACAAGCGCAUCAGAUAAACAUACUAGUAUUAGCAGUAUAAAUGGCACAAUAAUGGAAC